AUGAAAUCGAUGGAUCCCCCCGCACUCCUUUUUUUCCCCGUUUUUUUUUUAGCCUGUUUUUUCUCGGGUAUCCGCUGUAGCCCACUUGCAUUUCAGGAUCCUUGGACAGUAAGUGGACAGCGCCAGCUGAUGACUAUCUGGCGUAAAUAUUUGAUCAACUUCUACAAAUACUCGACAAAGGCAUGUUUCUAUUUUUUUAUCUACUGCAUCAUUGCAAAACUUAUGGUCACUGUGAGCACGUCUCAUAGCUUGUAUACCCAAUUGGAGUAUAUAUUCUGCAUGAGUAAAAUAAGAAAGAAGAGGACGGUGCCACUGUUACGCCUGUUGCGAUUAGCGACAGCUGAAUCUAUAUCAUUUGUCGUUUCUGUACAUAUACAAUCUAAUCUAAUAAGUCAGACAGUUUUAUCAUAA
Messenger RNA from Mucor mucedo, 411 nucleotides. RefSeq lists its product as uncharacterized. The transcript is spliced from 2 exons. The record is from RefSeq and is a predicted model, not a curated record. Bases 1 to 411 code for a protein of 136 amino acids. NCBI's taxonomy places the organism in Eukaryota, Fungi, Mucoromycota, Mucoromycetes, Mucorales, Mucoraceae.